UACCGCUGCAUUUCCCCUUCCCUGCACCCCAGCCCCCUGCACAGAAGCACCCGAGGCAGGAGGCUCCGUUCCCUGCUGCGCUGGAUGAAGGAGCUGAGCCGGGACCUGCUGCCUGCCCUCGCCCAUGGAGUGUCCCGCAGCCACCGUGGCACUCGCCCUCUCGGGACUGGCGCUGACUUUCUGCUUUGAGCGGCUCUAUUCCGAAUGUUACACAGCAAAUGGGGCGGACUAUCGGGGCACUCAGAACCAAACCUCCUUGCAUGCGGGGAGACCUUGUCUCUUUUGGAAUGAGACUUUUCAGCAUCCUUACAAUACCCUGAAAUACCCCAAUGGAGAGGGAGGGCUUGGAGAGCACAACUACUGCAGGAACCCUGAUGGAGAUGUCAGCCCCUGGUGCUACAUUGCAGAGUGUGAGGAUGGAGUGUAUUGGAAAUACUGUGAGAUUCCGUCUUGCCGAAUGCCUGGGAAUCUUGGCUGUUACAAGGACUAUGGAGAUCCACCUCUUACUGGCAUCAGUGAGACCUCAAACAAACUCACUAUCCAAACCUGCAUCAGCUUCUGCCGAAAUCAGCAGUUCAAGUUGGCAGGCAUGGAGUCAGGCUAUGCCUGUUUCUGUGGGAAUAACCCUGACUAUUGGCGCUAUGGGGAGGCAGUCAGCACAGAAUGCAACAGUGUCUGUUUUGGCGACCAUACCCAACCCUGUGGUGGCGAUGGCAGGGUUAUCCUCUUUGACACCCUCAUUGGUGCCUGUGGAGGGAACUACACCUCCCCAACAUCUGUGAUCUAUUCCCCAGAUUUCCCUGACACGUAUGCCACAGGCAGGGUCUGCUACUGGACCAUACAAAUUCCAGGAGCAUCUCAGAUCCAGUUCGACUUCACUCUCUUUGACAUCAAGGACUCCACAGACAUGGUGGAGGUGCUGGAUGGCUACACCUAUCAUGUGCUGGCUCGUUUUGAUGGCAGGAACCAGCCUCCCAUCUCUUUUAAUGUCUCUUUGGAUUUUGUCAUUUUGUAUUUUUUCUCAGAUCAAAUCAAUCAGGCCCAGGGAUUUGCUGUCGUGUACAGAGCUACCAAAGAAAAGCUACACCAGGACAUUACUACAGUCGAUCAGAAAUUUACUGAGGUGAUAACUGAACAAGCAAAUCUCCGCAUCAAUGCAGCCCAGUCUUCAAAGAUACUUUAUGUCAUCACAACCAGCCCAAGUCAUCCCCCUAGCAUCAUGCCUGAGUGGAUAGUAUAUGGCCUCACAGCUCUCCUCAUCCUAACUGUCUCAGCCAUAUUGGCAAAGAUACUUCUGCAUUUCAUAAUGAAAUCUCAUCAGGCACCUCCUUCAGUUGAGAUAGGGGAUUCUCACCAAGCAACUACUGCAGGAGAGAUCUGGAGUAUUUUUUACAAGCCAUCCACCUCCAUCUCCAUCUUCAAGAAAAAAUUUAAGAGCCAACAAGAUGAUUGCAACCUCCUUGUGGGAAACUAAAGUGCCAGUUACGCCAUGAGACACAAUAUUCUCCUGCAAUUCAAAGUGUAUUGGGGAUAAUCCUUUUCCUCUAUCUUCUCCUUGUUUUCCAAAGGAUCUGGACAGACCUUUUCUGGAGAUCCAUGGUGCACACCAGACAUGGGAAAACCAGCUGCUAUAACCAUUUUGAAGUAUCUGGAGCUUGUCAGCUCUCAUAUCCUUCUAAAUAUGGUCUUAAACCACUUCGCUUAAAAUAGAAACAGAAUCUCUAAAACAGUAGGUGUCCCGCACACCACAAAACGAGAUGAAUGUGGGAACCUUGUGGAGAUCAGGGCUUUGGGUCUGCUUUGACUGCUGUAAUAGUUUAGGGCAUUUUAAGCUCAAAGUUAAGCACAAAUAUAAAUGACACCAUCUUUUCAGCUGCUGCAGCAGCAGGUGCUGAGUUGCCUCUGCUGUAGAUGUUUCUAGCUGGCAAUGUACAAAGGUGAGGGCGUCACAGACUUUGAAAAGGUAUCUGCCUAAUAGCCAGUGUUCUGUUAUUUUUGGAUGGUCUCUUUUCAGAAGUACAAAUUUGGAGAAUCAAUCAGGUCUCAAAGGUAAAAUUAGGAGAAAAAUGCUCAACAAAGCCUGCGCUACAAACAAAUUAAAUAGGUGGUGCUCAUUGGUUCAGAGUCGACAUGGGAUGUUUAGAGUUUAAAGUUUGUGUGUCCGAGCCACCAUGCCUACUAAUUGUUUUCUAAGAGGUCACUUAUAGUAGCAAGAGACAUGUCAUGACAAACCUAUACCAUUCUUAUGCCCUGCAUAGAGUCUGGAUGUGAACAUCGGGCUGCCUAACAAAGCUAUGACCUUUCAGUCAAACUGUUAAGUCAGUGAGCUUCAGAUGGUAAGGCUGACAAUCAAGAUUGCAUACAACAAAAGUUAAAGAUAUCCCUGACAGCAGCAAAAGGUGGGGAUGAAACAAUGGAUCUGUAAUAGUUGGUAAAUGACUGUAUGGCAUUAUCAGUAUCAAUUGACUAGAAGGUUGGAAGGAACAGUAAGGGGCAUGUGUAUGUGUGAGUGAGAGAGAGGUGACCAAAUAGAAAUGUAUCUGACAGAGAGACAAACCUGCUGUCCUCAAGAUGCCUGAAUAUAUAUGUGCAGCUGUAACCUCUGGGACACUUGUACUGCAACCUGAGGGUUGGGAGGGUAUGUUUAACCUGGAGUGUUUGAGGUUUGUGGGCUUAAGCAUUAUAAAUGCUUCAGCAACUCAUCUGCCAUUUAAAAAUGGAGUUGCUGCAAUGAGAGCAGCUGAAAAAAGCAGCAGUAGUUUCCAUAGCUCAGGGCUUGAGACUCCCACACAUUCCUGUGCUAGUAUCUGGACAGCAGGCUCCAUUUCCCUAUACAGGGGACUCCUUGAUGCUUCCAGCCUUUGCACCUGUUUCUAUUGUGACCUUGUCAACAUCAUAUUUCAAGUGCACCACAUAGUUCCCAGCAAUCAUGAGGCCAGGAUUAGGAUAGUGGCAGCCAAUCCUUACCCCAACACUAAAUCAAGCUGCCUUGCUGUGCAUUCCAGACUGCAGAACUACACAAGGAAGUGAUGGGACAGCUGGAUUUUGUCUCCAUUAAGAGGUGACAGUGUAUAAAUGUGAGUAAUCAAAGCAAAGAAAAGCUCCAGUUAGACAACAGAAUGAGGAGGAGAAACACUGGAGACAAACACCAACCCCUCAGGAAAUCUACCCAAACAAAAGCAAAACUGAGGCCAAGACAAGUGACAGCUGCUGCUUUCGGUUAAAGGUGGUUUUGAAUGUUCUUGCCAACAAUAUCAAAGCCAAGAGUGUUCUCACUCCAAUUUUUUUGAUCCAGGAGAGGGGAUUACACCAGUUCAGCUGUCUUCAUACCCUGCAGUAUUGGAGAAAGUAUCUUGUUCCAGAAGCCUUUGGACUUGUAUCAACAUAUGCUCAUCCUCCACCACGGGCAGUUCGACGCUGCCAUAGAAUCCAUGCUCUAACCUCAGAGCCAGGUGAAUGACAAAGACAUGGCCAAGAAUAGUCUUCAGGAGAGUUACAAAAGGGACACUGGGUUUCUCACUAGAACAGCCGGAAUGAUGCUUUCAUACAAACAAGGUUUUAACACCAGCCACAAGAAGACCAGCCUGUGUUCUCUUGAUAAUGAGGCUCUUUUGUGGAAUCAUUUGUUACAUGAUUUCCUACACCAUGAAAAGUCUGAACAUGGCGGGGCAGAGCCUCAAUAAGUGUGUUACCAUAGCUUCAUUGACUUUACUGGUUCUAUGACAAUUUACAGUAGCUGAGAGAGAGGGCUCAUUUCACUAAGACUUGGUCCACACUGGGGUGGGGGAUCGAGCUAGGAAACGCAACUUCAGCUACGAGAAUAGCGUAGCUGAAGUCGACGUUUCCAGAUC
This is a messenger RNA of Trachemys scripta elegans, 3851 nucleotides long. RefSeq names its product kringle containing transmembrane protein 1 (gene KREMEN1). NCBI's taxonomy places the organism in Eukaryota, Metazoa, Chordata, Testudines, Emydidae. The record is from RefSeq and is a predicted model, not a curated record. Gene Ontology annotation, cellular component: plasma membrane. The transcript has 9 exons. Bases 125 to 1474 code for a protein of 449 amino acids. Gene Ontology annotation, biological process: multicellular organism development; Wnt signaling pathway.